AUGCCCUUUCCAGCUGCUUUUGGGCUGCCUGCGCUGCCUGCCUGUCUGCCCAUCAUCCACCGCCCGUACCGUGGGUGCUCUCGUCCGCCCUCCCCGCGCCCUUCAUCAUCAAGCCCUCACCCUGUUCCUGCUCCUGCUCCUGCUCCCCUCCACAUCCCAUCCCCAUCCUAUCCUAUCCUCGACUCUGCCACUCCUAUCCCACGACCAAACCCCAUCGCCAGACUAAGUCCUGCUAGCCCCUCCACCUCUCCCGCCGCCGCGACAGGACGGCAUUCCACAUUGGGACCCCAUCUAAUUUCCUCCUCACCUGCCUGUCCACCCAUCCUCCUCUCCCGACUCUGUUCGCUGCCCUUCAUUUUUUUGUUUGGCCUCUCAGCUGCCCUUUUGGCCAGUGCGCCCGUCUCGGGUCGUCCUUUUUUUCCUGGCCACUAUCUCGCUGUCCCGGACGCCCGCUGCACUUGCUACUGCACCUCUCUUUGGCCCACGUCUGGAACACGCCGCUUGGCUUGCUGCCUCUGUGCUACCAUCUGCCGCCAGUGCGCUGCACCCCCUGUGCCGCUGCAUAAUAUCUGUCUGUCCGCCGCCGUUUGCUUCGUUACCUAG
This is a messenger RNA of Bipolaris victoriae FI3, 603 nucleotides long. RefSeq lists its product as hypothetical. The transcript is spliced from 2 exons. The coding region runs from base 1 to 603 and encodes 200 amino acids. NCBI's taxonomy places the organism in Eukaryota, Fungi, Ascomycota, Dothideomycetes, Pleosporales, Pleosporaceae. The record is from RefSeq and is a predicted model, not a curated record.